Penicillium cosmopolitanum is the source of this 1221-nucleotide messenger RNA. RefSeq names its product male sterility protein-domain-containing protein. The transcript has a single exon. Gene Ontology annotation, cellular component: peroxisome. Gene Ontology annotation, biological process: long-chain fatty-acyl-CoA metabolic process. Gene Ontology annotation, molecular function: alcohol-forming very long-chain fatty acyl-CoA reductase (NADP+) activity. The coding region runs from base 1 to 1221 and encodes 406 amino acids. Lineage: Eukaryota; Fungi; Ascomycota; Eurotiomycetes; Eurotiales; Aspergillaceae. The record is from RefSeq and is a predicted model, not a curated record.
AUGACUGUUCUACCGGAGCCCUCCGACUGGUAUCGAGACCAGGUGGUCUUUCUUACAGGAGCCACUGGUAACCUGGGCGGCUGCUUGCUAUACAAGCUUGCCGUUCAACUACCGACGAGUAAAAUAUAUGUGCUAUGUCGAGGCUCGAUGCGCGAUGCAAUGACAAAAUGGGAAGCGUCCAUGCCAGAACAAAUCGAAGAUAUUCUCGAUACGGGCAAAGUCCAAUGUUUAACUGGAGAUAUCACUCAGCCUAAACUGGGGCUUACCUCGGACGAGCUGGAGAUUUUACAGAAAGAGGUUACAGUGGUGAUGCAUUCGGCCGCGAAGCUUUCUUUCUUCCAAAACCUCGCCGAGUCAGUUCGAGUCAAUUGUGUGCCCGUUGUGGAGCUUGCACGUCUCCUGAGUUCCUUCAACAGGAUUAAAGCCUUUCUGCAUAUUUCUACUGUUUCGACCCAAAGCUUUUUACCCGGAGGAGUUGUACUUGAAAAUGCAAAUAAAUCUUCACCCGAUGAAGAGCCAGCUGAGAAACAACUUGAAGAUAUACUGUCUACUGGCCAUUCUCCACAUGCCGAGAAUUUUCUUGCGCCGUACUCGCAGUCGAAAUAUCUGGCCGAGCAGAUCCUUCUCGGCAUGGAGACUACCUUCAAGUUCCCUAUUCUCAUCGUCCGACCGACAAAUAUAGGGCCAGCUAUUCAACAUCCCUAUUCAUGUUACGGACCAGAAGGGGCUAUUCCAGUCCACACAUUCUUCCAGCUUCUCUUCGAAGGAGGCGAGCGUCGGAAACUUGGUGAUCUGGAUUCACUGCCACAAGAUCUAAUCGUCGACGAGAUCCCAGUGGAUAUUGCUGCUAAUGCCUGCCUGUUUCAUCUGGCCAUCGGGUCGACAGGAAUUGUACAAGCGGGUGCCCAGCUGUAUGUACCGACCACUUUUGGGCAAUUCAUCGCGCAGCUGCGGAAAUACGCGCCUCGGAAGUUGGUCGAGAAAGCGGCUCAUGUUAGGGUGAAGAGGAACGUUCAUUUUGCGAAUCAUGCAAAUGAUAUCAUUCACCAUGUUUCUCGGGGUUGGGAGAUUGAUUGCACGCGAACAAAUGACCUCAAGCAUACGGAUGGCCCCAUUGGGCUGUCUUUGGCUGGCCAUGACUUCGAGUCGUUUGUUCGGAGACGAAUUACAAGACAGGCGCGAAGCCUCGAAUCGUGGAUAGAUAAUUUCGAUAAGGAUUAA